Varroa destructor (honeybee mite) is the source of this 6129-nucleotide messenger RNA. RefSeq names its product ATP-binding cassette sub-family A member 17-like. Gene Ontology annotation, molecular function: ABC-type transporter activity; ATP binding; ATP hydrolysis activity. Gene Ontology annotation, cellular component: intracellular membrane-bounded organelle; membrane. Gene Ontology annotation, biological process: lipid transport; transmembrane transport. Lineage: Eukaryota; Metazoa; Arthropoda; Arachnida; Mesostigmata; Varroidae. The record is from RefSeq and is a predicted model, not a curated record.
UUUCAGUGUGUUGCAAUACAAAUGUAGAAGUUCAAGACUAAUCCUUUGUGUAUGGAGUACGCAUGUUUCCUUAUGACCCUCAAAUUGCUACAGUAUACCAAUCGUAGUGUCGAUAGCCACCAAGCCUCGAACGACAACAGGAUCGACUCAAGGCGCCCAGAAGAAAUUCACAGGGCCGUUAUCUCUACUGCGAAAACAGUGCACGAGACCAACCGGUGUUGUUGGCAUUCGCUAUGUACAUACUUACCCAGUUGUGCGCUCUGCUCAAGAAAGACAUGUGGAUCUUGCGCAUCAAACGGCACCCUUGGUAUUCUUUGUUCGAGCUAUUGUUUCCAGUAUCGGUCUUCUUUGUUCUUUCUAUAGGUUUUAAAAUUCCCGAGAAAGAUCCAGCAGCUGGAAAAUGGUACGACGCAAUGAUUUACCCGCACAAAGGUCCUUACUCGGCGAAGCACAUUGACUUUGGAAACAGCAGAGAAAGAUUUCAAGUGAUCUACGCUCCUCGAACAGACUACACAGCAUUCGUCAUUGAUUCCGUUUUUGAAAUUCAUCGAAAUACUUUGGUUACAGGCUUUGCUGAUGACAACGAUCUUGAGGUGCACCUAAGCAAUAUUAAUGGCACCGUUGAUUUGGCCAUUGUUUUCCGGUCGGUAAGCGAGCCAAGCCAGCUGAGUUAUACCCUUCAAUACGGCUUCAAAGAUGAAAUUGCCUCCUCGGAUUCCCUUAGUCAGCUCGCGAAACCAAGGACCUUGAGGUCAAUUUUUGAAGAGAACCUGUUGUUCCCUACAAUGUACGCAGUUUUCGAGGAACACAUGAAAUUUUACAAUCUAACCAUUGCUUCUGUACUGGACCUGAUGCGGCCUUUUCCAACGGACCGAUACUACUUACAAGAAGGAGGCGUUCCGCUAAGUGCUGGACCACUUAACCUUAUAAUCAUACUCGGCUUUUCAAUGUUUCUCUGCUCCUAUACGACAGGUGUUGUCGCCCAGAAAGAGAAUCGCCUCCAAGAAAUGAUGCGAAUGAUGGGUCUGCCAGGAAGUGUAUACUGGCUAAACCUUAUGCUCCUAGGCAAUAUUAGGGGCUGGAUGAUAGCACUCAUUCUCACUGCCGCCAUGUUCUUCAAAAACGUAUUCUUUUAUUCGGAUCCCUCAGUGAUUAUCCUCAUUAUGAUGGUCUUCACGAUGGCGCUCGUCAGUUUUGCUCUGCUGCUUACCGUACCAUUCACUUCGCCAAAGAUUAUGGCGGUUGUGGCGUUCGUCGUGUUUAUAAUGUCUCUGCUGGCGAUUAAUAUCACGAACGGUUAUUUGGACACAAAUACAGAAAGCAUCUCAGACUACAUGUCCCUAACAAUUGCGUUCAAAUUGGGGACAUCCUGUGUACCCGCGAUGGGCAUUAAUUGGCUUUUGAAGUUUGCGAUGUUUGCUGAACACAAAGGUGAAGGUUUACGGUGGCAUAACAUGCUUAAAGGAGUUGUCCCAGGUGAUAACAUAGCGCCCAUCGAUGUUGUAUACGCAAUGCUGUUGUCGUGGUUUUUAUAUCUUGCAUUUGCGGUCUAUUUUGAUAGCAUAUGUCCGUGGCAGUCUGGAGUGCCAAACCAUCCGCUGUUCUUUUUACAACCUUCAUAUUGGCUUCCCGUUGUUCACGAUAUUUCCGAAACGACCUUAUCAUCUGGUACCAAAGAACUGAUGGAACCUGUGUCAACGGAAAGACGUGUCGUCAUUCGUCUAUGGAAGAUAUCGCAUAGCUUUGGCCCGAUUCGAGCUCUCAAUGACCUCUCGUUUGAUUUGUACUGUAAUGAAAUCACCAUGUUGCUCGGGCAUAAUGGAGCCGGCAAAACAACGAUCAUGAACAUCUUGACGGGACUUAUAUUGCCAGACCAUGGAGAAGUGUAUAUUAAUGGAUAUAACGUUAAAAAAAAUACACGCGAAGCUCGAAAGAGUAUUGGGGUUUGCCCUCAGCACAAUGUGCUCUUCGAUGAUCUUACAGUGGCUGAGCAUUUAGCUUUUUUUGCUAAGCUCAAAGACGCCAAAGCGGACGUUGUGAAGCAGGAAACGGAAGAGCUGCUUUUGAAACUUAACCUAAUGCAUAAGUGUGGCUCUUUAUCAAAAGACCUAUCCGCCGAAAUGAGAAGAAAGCUGUGUCUUGCAAAUGCCCUGAUCGGAGGCAGUGAGAUACUGAUUCUUGAUGAACCCACAACGGGAAUGGAUUCUGAAUCGCGGCGCGCCGUAUGGGAAAUUCUGCAGAGCGAGCGACGUUCUAGAACCAUCGUAAUGACCACUCACUUUAUGGAGGAAGCAGACAUACUGGGAGACCGUAUCGUUUUUGUGGCGAAAGGCCGCCUUCUAGCCUGCGGAUCACCGAUGUUCCUGAAGCGCAAGUUCGAAACCGGUUACAACCUGCGACUGGGCAAGCGUUUUGUAGACGUCGACACGAGCCGGGUCGUCUAUGCGAUGAGGAAAGCUCUCCCUGGAUACGACAGAAUCAGUAUGGAUAUGGACUUUGGCUUCGAGUUCGUCAUUAACAUUGGCUUCCCGUCACCGCAGCAGCUCGUCGAACUCUUCAGAUACCUUGAAGAGAACAUGACUGCUUUCGGAGUUCAAAAUAUUAGUAUUUCCAUAACGACAAUGGAAGAUGUAUUCCACAAAAUUGGCGCGUACGACGAAGCAAAAUCUGGCUAUGGGGCACGUCCGAGCAACGAGGAAACAGUUGAAAUUACAUUUAGAGAAGCCUUCAGACACCCGACUGUAAUACCCGAGGGACGCCGUCUAAAUACAGUUCGCCUAUGCGCACUGCUUCGAAAGAGGUGGCUCGUGACUCGACGUGAAUGGAGAAUCGUAUUUUACGUUGGACUUGUGCCAGCUCUCGCUACCGUUCUCUAUUGUAUCUCGACUGUAGCAGUCUUUAAGAACGAACUGCGACGGUCGAUAACGUACUCUAUACCGAAAAUAACGUCUGAACCCAUUGGCUUUGUGACUGAGAGGCAAGAUGCGGUCAUCGCCAGAUUCGCCGAUGCAUUGAAAUCUAAACAUGCUAAAGUGAAUGUGAUUCAACAAAGCACAAAUAUUAGCCACUAUUUAUUGGCCAUGGCUAGCUCUGACCCCAGAAGCUAUAGGAACCGAUGGGUUGCUGGAGGAGAGUUCGAUGGUGAGAAUCGAGUUUUAUGGUACAACGGAGAACCUUACCACGUGGGCGCCGCUGCUUUAGCCCUAUGGCAAAGCUCUAUCCUUGUCGAAGCUACACGGGACCCAAACGCCACUGUAAUUGUCACAAACGUCUAUCCCACAAAGGCUGAAGAAUACUUACUCCAUGCCUUAUUCCUGCAAACAUUUACCAGAAUGAUGGCAGUUUUAUUUCUAACUUUUGCCGUAUCGUACCCGGCUUGCAACGCUGUUACUCUUCCAAUUGAGGAAAGAGUCCUCAAAUUAAAAUUGGUCCAAAUUAUGACCGGGCUUCCUCGCUGGAUUUAUGUCGCCUCAAACGCCAUCUUCGAUUUUUGUGUCACGCUUGUCACAGCGACCAUCAUAGUAGUGCUUAUCGUAUUGAUGGGUCCCCCCAAUGUGUUCGGCGAAAUGCAAAAUUUAGCGGCUUUGAUUGUGCUUUUAAUCAUCUACUACUUAGCUAAACUUCCCACAGUCUACAUAUUAACGUACGUCAUCAACGACUCGGCGAAAGGCCUUCUACUCGUACAGUAUCUCACGCUAAUACCGUUUGCCUUCGGAAUCGGGGCUUUGGGAAUUGAGUUGGUUCUUUAUUGGUACUAUGGUCCGCAUUUUUUUGCAAAGUUACUCCACAUCACACCCACGUUUGCAGUGAUAUGGGCGAUCGGCAGUAUUUCAUUAAAUGGCGUUACCAAGGAAACCUGCAAAAAUUAUGACGGAGUGCAUCGCGUCACGCUCUGCAAACAAUUUCAGGAAUUGUUUAGGCCCUGUUGCCAGCCGUGUCCUAACGGAGGAGCAGAUAUUUGCUAUGCAGGUCAGCAAAACCCGUUUGCCUUUGACUUUUUUUACGGCUGUGGGUACCAGAUUACUUGGAUGACCAUGAUUGGUCUAGUGGCCUGGACCCUGCUCUACCUUUUGGAAAAGUAUCAAUUGCGAAUUACGGUAUUUUUGGAACGUGCUAAAAAUACGAAACUUCGUGACUUGAAGACGCUUUGGAACACAGAGGACAAAGAGCCACUUGGUGCAGCAACCGUAUUAUUCGGACCGGAAGACCCGGAUGUAGUCGCUGAACGCCGUCGUGUCGAUUACGCGACCAGCGCCAAUCGAAUGAAGGACUAUGCCUUGGUGGUUCAGAACUUGACUAAAUACUACGGCGAGUUCCUCGCGGUGAACAAAGUUUCAUUUCUCGUUCAAGGCAAGGAGUGCUUCGGCCUUCUCGGCGUGAACGGCGCCGGCAAAACAACGACACUCGGAAUGCUGACCAACGACUUAUUAAUAUCGGCAGGAACCGCCUACAUUCGGGAUCAGGACGUGCGCACAAAUACCCAAUGGCUCUACGAACAGACUGGCUAUUGUCCUCAGCAAAAUAUUCUAAUCGAUCUUAUGACUGGGAAUGAAAUGCUUAGAUUGUUCUGUACACUCCGCGGAGUAGCUGCCGAUCAGACGGAUACAAUUGUUACUCAUAUCGUGAGCAUCAUCGAGCUCGCAGAGUGUGCGGAUGAGCUUACGCAGACCUACAGCGGUGGUACAAAACGGAAACUCAGUUUUGGUUUGGCUAUUGUCGGCAAUCCUUCCCUGCUCCUCCUCGAUGAACCGACAACUGGAAUCGACCCUCGAGCUCGUCGUAGAAUCUGGAAUACGCUGGCAAGAUUUCAAACUGAGAUGGGUUCUUCGUGUCUACUGACGUCGCACUCAAUGGACGAAUGCGAAGCGCUUUGUCAGCGUAUUGCCGUAAUGGUCGAGGGUAGCAUCCGUUGUGUCGGGUCAUCACAACACCUAAAGACAAAGUUUAGCCAGGGUUUCACUGUGCUAGUGAAGUUAUCUGUCGAUUCACAGCUGCAAGCGAAAGCAGUUAUUCAGGCAAUGCAAAAACUAUUCCCCAGCGGGUGUCGUCUCCAGCAAAGCUAUCAGCGUCUGCUAAAGUUUCACGUGGCGAAAGCGACUCUUCGUUGGAGUGCGGUCUUUGAACGUAUCAUGCAGAUGCGCAAUGACCCGACCUUAUCAAUCGAAGAUGUCCAGGUAUCCGAUACAUCACUAGAAGAAGUUUUUCUCACAUUUGCACGCAAACGCGAUUUCACAUUGGGCGCUAUUACCAACCAGCGCACUGAGGAUAUGUCUAAGGGAAAGCCACGUCCCAGUAAAACAGAUGAAACAGAAUGGUCAGAGGCAGAACGUGAAAGUACGCGUGAGGAUCGUUCGAAUUCAGACUUUCCUGAUACAGUCACUAUAGAGCCGUUUUUAGAAAGCUCGAGCCCAUCGACGCCCGAGGACGAACAAUUGUCAACCAGCCGUAUUAAUGAAAUGUACAGCCAAAGCCCAUCCAGGCUCAUCAGUUCAGGCCUUAAAGAAGGACAGUCCCUUUUAACCAGUAUGGAGGCUCGGGAUAUGGUUGACAAUGAGAUCAAGAGUAGCAGCCUUGACAUUCGUCCUCCUUACUUUCGAAGGCGUGAACCCAAGCUGAAAACAGUGCACGAUAAAAAGAGGCGGCCACGCGAAUCCACCGGUCGAUCACAGGAACGUCAUGAUCAGGAUCAUGAUUCUCUCAUUCUGCAUCCGAUAUCACCUUUCAAAAUAAACGACGACGACAAUAUGCGCAGUUCCCUGAGCGUAAAGCAUCUUCCAUCCUUAAGUAUGACCCAGAGGGGAAGUAAAUCGUUCCACGCAAGGAGCCCACAUCUUCACAAUACCGAUGAUGCUUUUAUGGACCAAGAUGUAGACGGACAGUUCAACAUCGUCGUCCCUCUUGUCGAAUAAUAUCGGACAACAACGUACACAUCUUCCCAUAUCGUAUGGAGCAGACUAAUGUCUCCAAAAAACACGGACAAAGCCACCGAAAUGGUCGGAGAAUAUUGCUAACAAUUGAAUUACUCAUAUAUAAAUAUAAAUUAUGGAAUAAAGUUUUACUUUGAAUUUGCCCGAAAGUAUUUGUUGUGCAUAGCAACGUGUCUUCUACAAGUUGAAACAGAACGUUUAA